AUGGAAUUGAGCAUAAAACGAGUUCCCCAAGAUAUCCCCAAAGCAACGGGUAUGCAGAAAGAGCGGUUCAAACAGCAAAGAAAAAUCUCAGCACAGCAAAGAAAAGCAAUGAAAUCCUUUCCUCUUACCUUACAUUGCUUGGUAAUCACACCACGUGAUAACAUUUUAGGCAGUCCCGCCCAACGACUGAUGGCCAGACGAACGAAAACGUUAUUCCCAAUAAGUGAUACAUUGCUAAAACCAUCUGUCAUCGAGCCCAGUGAAGUUACGAAACGCUUAUCACAUUAUCGACAGCAAAGCAAAAAGUACUAUGACCGCACAGCUAAACUUCUUCCAAAUUUGCAAAAGGGAGAUGUGGUGCGAGUCACAGACAUCAAAGGGAAAUACAUGAAAAAUGGAACUGUUAUAAGCGAGACAAGUUAUCCCAGGUACAACAACAACAACAACAACAACAACAACAACACAACAACAACAACAACGACAGAAUUAUAG
This is a messenger RNA of Paramuricea clavata, 492 nucleotides long. Lineage: Eukaryota; Metazoa; Cnidaria; Anthozoa; Malacalcyonacea; Plexauridae. The record is from the annotation of a GenBank genome assembly.